Messenger RNA from Ilex paraguariensis (yerba mate), 368 nucleotides. The record is from the annotation of a GenBank genome assembly. Lineage: Eukaryota; Viridiplantae; Streptophyta; Magnoliopsida; Aquifoliales; Aquifoliaceae.
AAGCCAUUAAUCUUUCUUCCUUUGCUUGUCCGAAAAUUUUGCAAAUGGAAGUGUUCGAAGAUUUGUUGCCAGUUAUGGCUAAAAAGUUAGGAACAGAAGGAUUGAUCACAGAGCUGUGUAAUGGUUUUCGGCUACUGAUGGAUGGUGAAAAAGGAGUGAUUACAUGUGAGAGCCUCAAGAGGAACUCUCUUCUUCUUGGUUUGCAGAAUCUUCGAGACGAGGAGUUGGAGAGCAUGGUAAGAGAAGGAGACUUGGAUGGAGAUGGGGCUCUAAGUGAAUUCGAAUUCUGUGUUUUAAUGUUUUCGUUGAGUCCUGAAUUGAUGGAUAUUGGAGCUCAGAGACUGUUUGAUGAAGCUCUUGUUGAUUAA